Messenger RNA from Lactuca sativa (garden lettuce), 1723 nucleotides. RefSeq names its product putative purine permease 11. Gene Ontology annotation, cellular component: membrane. The record is from RefSeq and is a predicted model, not a curated record. Gene Ontology annotation, molecular function: purine nucleoside transmembrane transporter activity. NCBI's taxonomy places the organism in Eukaryota, Viridiplantae, Streptophyta, Magnoliopsida, Asterales, Asteraceae.
UUAUACUCUAUAAACAUAUUCGUCACCAACUUGCGAGUUGACUGAUAAGACCCAAAACCUAGCCUACCUCUCUCUAUAAAUACUUCAAUUCUUUGAUAUGCUCCCACCCGUGUCUCGAUAACAUGACGGAUCUUCCCACCAUGACAGAUAAUGAAGAUCCAAGUGUGGUCAACAAUGGAGCCCAAUCAAGCCUAUCACAACUUACCAAGCUCAAAAGGUGGCAAUGGUGGACUCUUGUUGUCAUUAACAUAUGUUUUCUCCUCAUUGGUCAAGUAGUUGCAGUCAUUCUUGGUCGAUUUUACUAUGAUCAAGGUGGAAAUAGCACAUGGUUGGCUACACUCAUUCAAACCAUAGGAUUCCCAAUCCUAUUUAUCCCAUAUUUUCUUUUUCCUUCAUCUAAAAAAUCAUCAAAUACAUCAUCCACAUCCGUUUCACUACCCGUUUUAUUCUUGAUCUAUCUUGUUAUAGGCGUCCUUAUUGCUGGUGACAAUAUGCUUUAUUCAGUGGGAUUACUAUACCUUUCAGCCUCUACUUAUUCACUCAUUUGUGCAACCCAAUUAGCCUUCAAUGCAAUAUUCUCAUAUUUUAUAAAUUCCCAAAAGUUUACAGCUUUAAUUUUUAACUCGGUUGUGGUUCUGACAUUAUCCGCUUCUUUACUUGCCAUCAAUGAUGAUUCUGAUAAACCAAAUGGUGUAACAAGCAGAAAAUACGUUCUUGGAUUUGUGGCUACUUUAAGUGCUUCUGCUUUAUACGCGUUUUUACUUUCAAUCAUGCAAGUUACAUUUCAAAAGGUCUUAAAAAAAGAGACCUUUUCGGUAGUUCUGGAGCUUCAAAUCUACACCUCCUUUUUCGCGACAUGCGUUUCCCUGGUGGGUCUUUUUGCUAGCGGGGAGUGGCGGACAUUGGGCGGUGAAAUGGGUGGUUUUGGGAAAGGGGGAGCGGCGUAUAUGAUGACAUUGGUGUGGACAGCUGUCGCAUGGCAGGUGUGUUCGGUUGGUGUUGUGGGGUUGAUAUUUGUGGUGUCUUCAUUGUUUUCUAAUGUGAUUAGUACUUUGUCAUUGGCUUUGACUCCAUUGGCGGCUGUGGUGGUGUUUCAUGAUGAGAUGAAUGGGGUGAAGGUGAUUGCUAUGCUGAUGGGGUUGUGGGGUUUUUCAACUUAUAUUUAUCAGAAUUAUCUUGAUGAUGAAAAGGCCAAAAGAAUAUCAGCGGAUGCAACGGGGGCAGUUUUAUCAGAAGCAUCCACUCCAUUACUACUUGAAUGAAACUGAGCAUCAACAGAAGCAGGAAAUCUGCACCUCCAUAAACAUAUAUAUGCAUCAAAAGAGGUAUGCUUUGACUUUUGUGGUCAAACAAACGAGUCUAAAUUCUGUUGUAAAAUUCAUAUAGUUUGGAACAUCUCCUAAAAACAAUUUGAAGUACGGAUUGGAUUGACUCGUUUGACUAUAAAAGUCAAAAUAGAUCUUUUGUUAUGCAAUGGAGGUGGUGGAUUCCCUCUUAAGGUUAGAAAAUCGGCAUAUUGGAUGUUGACUUUUGGUGGUGGCAGGGCUGUGAACAAGUUAUUGUAGUUGGCUGUAGUGGUGGUGGUGUUACUGUUGUUGUAAUUUGUAACUUAUACUUUUGGUUAGAAGAUGUAUAUAUAUAAAUUGAUGAACGCAUAAUACGUUCCAAAUACAAACAUUGUAUUGCAAUGUUGAUUCUUUUACAAAUGGGGCAUGAAAAGUAA